ACUUUUCUUAUUUAUUCAACACACUCUGUAAAAGCGAACUCGCACAGACAUCACGUUUGCUCCCCCUUGCUUUGAGCCCCCUUUCUCCUCAAAUAUGCGAAGAUUCUUCAGCCGAGGCUCAGGCGAUGACUCACCGGCGAGCCUUUCGGCGGAGCCACCGCCUUACUCACCUUACACAGCCACUCCGCCGGUUCCGUCAGGUCCUCCGAGACCGAUCCGACUGGUUUAUUGCGACGAGAAUGGCAAGUUCAAGAUGGAUCCCGAGGCUGUCGCGGUGCUUCAGCUUCUCAAGGAGCCUGUUGGUGUUGUUUCUGUCUGCGGCCGGGCUCGACAAGGCAAGAGCUUUAUAUUGAAUCAGCUACUUGGAAGGAGUAGUGGGUUUCAGGUGGCCGCAACUCAUCGACCAUGUACAAAAGGCCUUUGGCUGUGGAGUACUCCUCUUAGGAGGACUGCCCUUGAUGGCACCGUAUACAACCUUAUGCUGCUAGAUAGUGAAGGGAUUGAUGCUUACGAUCAAACGGGAACUUACAGCACACAAAUUUUUUCAUUAGCUGUCUUAUUAUCGAGCAUGUUCAUAUACAACCAGAUUGGUGGAAUUGAUGAAGCUUCUCUUGAUCGUCUUUCACUUGUUACUGAAAUGAGUAAACGUAUACGUGUCAGAGCCUCUGGGGAAAAGAGUACUGCUUCUGAGAUUGGCCAGUUUUCUCCUAUUUUUGUGUGGCUUCUAAGGGACUUCUAUCUGGACUUGGUGGAGGAUAAUAGGAGAAUAACGCCUCGUGACUAUCUAGAGAUCGCUUUGAGGCCAGUUCAAGGUAGCAAGAGAGAUGUGGCUGCUAAAAAUGAGAUCAGAGAAUCCAUUCGAGCCCUUUUUCCAGACAGAGAAUGUUUCACCCUUGUAAGACCUUCGAACAACGAGAAUGAUCUCCAGAAACUUGAUCAGCUUCCUUUGAACAAAUUAAGGCCAGAAUUUCGAUCUGGUUUAGAUGCAUUAACUACGUUCAUUUUUGAGAGAGCAAGGCCAAAACAAAUGGGAGGUACAGUUAUGACAGGACCUAUUUUUGCCCGCAUCACGCAGUCCUACCUAGAUGCACUUAACAAAGGGGUGGUGCCAACAAUAACAUCCUCAUGGCAGAGUGUAGAGGAAGCAGAGUGUCAGAGAGCUUAUGAUAUAGCUGCUGAAGUAUAUAUGUCAACUUUUGCCCGCUCAAAGCCUCCCGAAGAAGCUGCACUGAGAGAAGCACAUGAAGAAGCAGUCCAGAAAGCUAUGGCUGCAUUUGAUGCAACUGCUGUAGGGUCAGGUUCUACCAGGCAGAAACAUGAACUUCGUCUCAAGCACUUUUUGACAAAGGCGUUCGAGGAUCACAAGAAGGACGUUUUUCGGGAGGCAUCAUUACAAUGUUCAAAUGCGAUACAGACCAUGGAAAAACAUCUGAGAACAGCUUGUAAUGCUCCUGAUGCCCGAGUAGAAAAUGUCAUUAAGGUUUUAGACGGCCUUUUAUCCAAAUACGAAGCCUCCUCUCAUGGCCCAGAAAAAUGGCGGAAGUGGACUAUGUUCUUGCAGCAAAGUUUGGACGGUCCAGUUUCUGACCUUAUCAAGAAGCAAAUGGAUCAAAUUGGAGCUGAGAAGAGUUCCAUCAUGUUAAAAUGCCGCUCAAUUGAAGAUAAGAUGGGAUUACUUAACAAGCAACUUGAAUCUAGUGAAAAGUAUAAAUCUGAAUACUUAAAACGGUACGAGGAUGCUAUAAAUGACAAGAAGAAGAUCUCGGAGGACUAUAUGAAUCGUAUAUCCAAUCUGCAAAGCAAAUGCAGCUCAUUGGAAGAGAGAUGUUCUAGCUUAUCCAAGGCUGUUGAUUCAGCUAGACAUGAAGGAAUGGAGUGGAAAAGAAAGUAUGAAUAUCUUUUAUCAAAGCAGAAAGCAGAGGAAGACCAGGCCAGUUCAGAACUUGCGAUUCUUAGGUCCAGAAGCAGUGCUGCUGAGGCAAGGUUGGCUGCUGCACAGGAACAAAGUAAAUCUGCUCAAGAUGAGGCAGGGGAGUGGAAAAGGAAGUAUGACAUUGCUGUAAGAGAAGCGAAAAAUGCUCUAGAGAAAGCAGCAGCUGUACAAGAACGUUCAAACAAACAAACACAACUGAGGGAAGAUGCUCUAAGAGAUGAAUUCUCUGGUGUACUAGCUGAUAAGGAAGUGGAACUGAAAGAUAAGACAGCUAAGAUUGAACAUGCUGAACAGAGAUUGACGACUCUAAGCUUGGAGAUGAAGGCUGCAGAGUCAAAGAUUAAAAGCUAUGAUAUGGAGAUAGCAAGUCUAAAGAAGCAAAUUAAGGAGUUGGGGGUCAAAUUGGAAACCGUAAAAGCCACCGCGCAGUCUUUUGAAAGAGAGGCUAGAACUAUGGAACAGGAAAAGGUUCAUCUGGAGGAGAAGUACCGCUCUGAGUUCAAUCGGUUUGAGGAAGUCCAGAAAAGAUGCAAAAACGCUGAGGGGGAAGCUAAACGAGCUACUGAAUUGGCUGAUAAUGCCCGUGCUGAAGCUGUCACUGCUCAAAAAGAGAAGAGUGAUGCGCAAAGGAUAGCAAUGGAAAGACAAAAUCAAAUCGAGAAGGCCAAGAGGCAUCUCGAAAGUUUGGAAAGGCAAAGAUCAGACCUUGCUGCUGAAUUAGAGAGGUACAAAAUUGCUGAGAUGGAUGCACGAUCUAAGGUCUCAAUGCUGGAAGCAAGGGUUGAAGAGAGGGAAAAAGAAAUAGAGUCACUAUUGCAAUCAAACAAUGAGCAGAGGGCAAAUACUGUUCAAGUCCUCGAGAGUCUUUUGGAGACUGAACGUGCAGCACGUACAGAGGCAACAAACAGGGCAGAAUCACUCUCUGUUCAGCUGCAAGCUACACAAGGGAAAUUGGAUUUACUUCAGCAGCAGAUGACUACAGUUCGCCUGAAUGAAACAGCACUGGACAGCAAGCUUAAAACUGCUUCCUGCGGGAAGCGGGUGAGAGUGGAUGACUAUGAUGGGGGUAUGGAGUCUGUCCAUGAUAUGGAACUAAAUGACAGAACACCGAGAGGAAGUAAAAGGACGAGAAGUACAACUAGCCCUCUACAGUUCACACGAGAAGAAGGUGGUUCCAUAUUUUUGGGUGAAGAACAGAACAAUAGCCAACAGACCAGUUCUGAAGACUACACAAAGUUCACUGUUCAGAAACUUAAGCAGGAGCUCACAAGACAUAAUUUCGGUGCUGAGGUGCUCGAACUUAAAAAUCCAACCAAGAAGGAUUUUGUUGCUCUUUAUGAGAGAUGUGUGCUUCAGAAAUCAUAGAUUUCAUGUUAUGGAUUUGUUUAGGAAAGCAGGCUGUAGUCUAUUGAGUGUUUAAUAAGUAGGUAUAUGAAACCGAAGGUAUGUAAAUUUUCCGACCGUGUCACCCAGUAAUUUGUUGGUCCUGGUAAAAAUUAGAAGUGGUUUUGUUUUGAA
Daucus carota subsp. sativus is the source of this 3451-nucleotide messenger RNA. RefSeq lists its product as uncharacterized. Bases 95 to 3298 code for a protein of 1067 amino acids. The record is from RefSeq and is a predicted model, not a curated record. Gene Ontology annotation, molecular function: GTP binding; GTPase activity. Lineage: Eukaryota; Viridiplantae; Streptophyta; Magnoliopsida; Apiales; Apiaceae. The transcript has 14 exons.